This is a messenger RNA of Telopea speciosissima, 2988 nucleotides long. RefSeq names its product pentatricopeptide repeat-containing protein At5g04810, chloroplastic-like. Bases 26 to 2893 code for a protein of 955 amino acids. Gene Ontology annotation, molecular function: RNA binding; protein binding. NCBI's taxonomy places the organism in Eukaryota, Viridiplantae, Streptophyta, Magnoliopsida, Proteales, Proteaceae. The record is from RefSeq and is a predicted model, not a curated record. The transcript has 10 exons.
AGCAGGAUUUUGAAUUUCGCAGUCCAUGUUUGCAGCCCAUCUGCUGUCAAACCUCAAAACGAUAAUGGAUAUCUUCUCCGUCUCAUCCACACACCACUACUGUCACUCCUCACCCCUCUCCGCUGCUAUCCUCGCCGGAAAAUCACAACAAAUCUCCUCUUCCCUUACCUUAUCACUCCAAUCCUCUCCAGAACCUAACAAACCGACUAACCCUCCACGCCUUUCCGGCGAAAUUCGCCACCCCCAAAUCCUCAAAGCAUUCCCAAGCAAGCCCAACCCACCUGGCCCUAAAAAGCUCUCCACAAACCCACUACGGAAUCUCGGAACUCCCUCAUCCACAACUCCUAAGAACCCAGACAAUCUCGCCAACAAGCUCUGGCUCUCCAGCAAAAUCUCUCCUCCUCUACUGGAAGAAGAAACUGAAGAUGCACAGGAAGCGAAAGACAAAGAAGAUGAAAAAUCGAAUGUUCCUGGCGACGUCGAUUCUGUCCAUGUGUCGGUCCCCGAAUUCCGACAAGAAGGCAAGAUUUUUGUCGGAAAUCUCCCUCUGUGGAUCAAGAAGAGCGAAUUCGCCGAAUUUUUUCGACAGUUUGGGCCGAUUAAGAAUGUGAUACUUAUAAAAGGGCACGACGAUCCUGAGAGGAAUGUUGGUUACGGUUUCGUCAUCUAUGGCGGCCCCACGGCUGCGAACUCGGCUUCCAAGGCUGUGGAGUUCGAUGGAGUGGAGUUUCACGGGAGGACUUUGACUGUGAAGUUAGAUGAUGGGAGGAGAUUGAAGGCGAGGUCCGAGGAGAGAGCCAGAUGGGUUGCUGGAUCGGAUGAGGUGGAGUAUAGGUCGAAGUGGCAUGAAGAGAGGGAUAAUUAUCGCAGGGAGUUCCGAAAGGUUCUUGAGAGUGAACCAGAUAAUUGGCAGGCUGCUGUUCGGGCCUUUGAAAGGAUUGACAAGCCUUCUAGAAGAGAGUUUGGGUUGCUGGUGAACUAUUAUGCAAGAAGAGGGGACAUGCAUCAUGCACGUGAAGUAUUUGAACGGAUGCUAGCAAGAGGGAUUGAACCAACUUCUCAUGUCUAUACGAACCUUAUUCAUGCUUAUGCAGUAGGUCGAGACAUGGAAGAAGCAUUAUCUUGUGUGAGGAAAAUGAAGCGAGAAGGCAUUGAAAUGAGUUUGGUGACAUACAGUAUCCUCGUAGGAGGGUUUGGGAAAAUUGGUGAUGCUGAAGCUGCAGAUAAAUGGUUUAAGGAGGCCAAAGAGAGGAAUACAACCUUAAAUGCUAUCAUAUAUGGUAAUGCUAUCUAUGCUCAUUGCCAAACGGGAAAUAUGAAUCGAGCUGAGGACUUGGUAAGGGAAAUGGAAGGAGGGGGGAUUGAUGCUCCAAUUGAUAUAUAUCAUACUAUGAUGGAUGGUUAUACAAAUAUUGGUAACGAGGAGAAAUGUCUCACUGUGUUUGAAAGACUUAAGGAAUGCGGUUUUACACCUUCAGUAAUAAGCUUUGGGUGCCUACUUAAUCUUUACACAAAGAUGGGAAAGAUUUCCGAAGCCCUGGAGGUUAGCCAAAUGAUGGAAUCAUAUGGCAUAAAACACAACAUGAAAACAUACUCCAUGAUGAUCAAUGGAUUUUUGAAACAAAAUGAUUGGGCAAAUGCGUUUGCUAUUUUUGAAGAUGUGGUGAAAGCAGGCCUGAAACCUGAUGUGGUGCUCUACAAUAAUGUCAUCCGAGCAUUCUGUGGCAUGGGUAACAUGGAUCGAGCUGUUUGUACUGUUGAAAUAAUGCAGAGGGAGAGACAUAGACCUACUUCACGGACAUUUAUACCAAUCAUAUAUCACUUUGCAAAAGCUGGAAAAAUGAGAAGAGCCCUUGAGAUUUUCAAUAUGAUGAGGAAGUGUGGAUGCAGUCCUACAGUGCACACUUUCAAUGCUCUAAUUCUUGGCCUUGUUGAAAAGCGCCAGAUGGAGAAGGCUGUUGAGGUUUUAGGAGAGAUGUCAUUGGCUGGCAUAAGUCCCAAUGAGCAUACCUAUACAAUCAUCAUGCAUGGUUAUGCAUCUCUUGGUGAUACUGGGAAAGCUUUUGAAUAUUUCACGAAAAUUAAAGAGGGGGGUCUGGAGGUUGAUGCUUUCUCAUACCAAGCAUUACUUAAAGCAUGUUGCAAGUCGGGUAGAAUGCAAAGUGCUUUAGCAGUUACAAGGGAAAUGAGUGCUCAAAAGAUUCCACGCAACACCUUUGUGUACAACAUAUUAAUUGAUGGAUGGGCUCGAAGGGGUGAUGUUUGGGAGGCUGCUGACCUGAUGCAACAGAUGAGGCAAGAGGGUGUUCUUCCUGACAUCCAUACGUACACAUCUUUCAUAAAUGCAUGUUGCAAGGCUGGAGACAUGAUGAGAGCAACAGAGGCCAUAGAAGAAAUGGAAGCUGUUGGUGUGAAGCCUAAUGUUAAAACGUAUACUACAUUAAUCCAUGGGUGGGCUAGAGCCUCACUUCCUGAGAAGGCUUUCAGAUGCUUUGAAGAGAUGAAGUUGGCUGGUUUGAAGCCAGACAAAGCUGUUUACCAUUGCCUGAUGACAUCGUUUCUAUCUAGGGCUAAUGUUGCUGAAGAAUAUAUUUAUUCAGGCAUUCUGGGUAUUUGUAGGGAGAUGGUAAACCUUGGGUUGACAGUUGAUAUGGGGACUGCCGUUCAUUGGUCCAGGUGUCUACGCAAGAUUGAGAGGUCAGGUGGAGAUCUUACUGAAGCCUUGCAAAAGACCUUUCCUCCUGCUUGGAACUCAUAUGUAAACCUUUUGGAGAUCACCAAUCAGACAGACAGUGAUGGUGGUGGUGCAUAUUGUGAGGUGAACUGUGACGACGAAAAUAACGGCUUCAAGGAAAGUGAUGAUCUAAUGACCAUAGAUUCUGGUUUUGAUUGAUUAACUGGAAAAGAGUUCUAAUUAUAGUAUGGAAUUGUUGGUGUCCAGAUGGCUGUCACAGUAAAGGAUGGUACCAGCUCCAUCUGUAGGUAUGA